Sugiyamaella lignohabitans is the source of this 2637-nucleotide messenger RNA. RefSeq names its product ATP-binding cassette alpha-factor transporter STE6 (gene STE6). Bases 1 to 2637 code for a protein of 878 amino acids. The record is from RefSeq and is a predicted model, not a curated record. Lineage: Eukaryota; Fungi; Ascomycota; Dipodascomycetes; Dipodascales; Trichomonascaceae. The transcript has a single exon. Gene Ontology annotation, cellular component: membrane. Gene Ontology annotation, biological process: transmembrane transport. Gene Ontology annotation, molecular function: ATP binding; ATP hydrolysis activity; ABC-type transporter activity.
AUGUGUCACAUACUAAUAACUAUAAAGAUAAAUUUCAAGUACCCCACUAGAAAUGAAAUGAUUCUCGAUGGAUUCAAUAUAAAUAUCAAAGCAGGCCAGCUAUCAUUUAUUGUGGGAAGAUCUGGCAGUGGAAAAUCCACUCUGGGUCAUAUACUUUUGAAACAAUAUGAAAGAGCUUCCGGCGCUAUCUUUAUAGAUGGACUUGUUUUUGACACAAUAAGCCCCCGCUGGCUCUGUGACAAUAUAUUCGUUGUUGAGCAACAAAGCAUAUUGUUUGAUGUAAGCAUCGAUGAGAACAUUAAAUUAGCAGCGAGUAGGGCAACAAACACUGAGAGUAUCCGCAAUGCUUGUGACCAGUUUUUUGUGUCUGAAUUUGUAGGAGAGCUACCUCAAGGCUGGAAAACCAAUGCCGGCCUGCAAGGAAAGAACCUAAGCGGAGGCCAAAAACAAAGAAUAUCGCUAGCAAGAGCAAGGUUAAGAAAUACUCCAAUUAUGAUAUUCGACGAAUCAUUUAGUGCCUUGGAUCCCCAGAUGAGAGCAAAGUGUCUUGAAGAAAUCAGAAAGUACCGGGCAGAUAAGACUACAAUAAUUAUAACCCACGAAUUAGCUCAGAUAAAUCCGGAUGAUUAUCUUUACAUCAUGGAGAGUGGGAAUAUUGUUGAGCAUGGACUAAGAAAAGACCUCGAAGCAGAUUCAGCGAGACUGAACUUUCUAGCUGAUUUAUCAAAUUCAUCCAAUAGAGCAUCCGAGGAUCUCAGUUUUAGUGAAAACUGGUUUCCAGAUUUGCCAUCAAAACGGCAUUCUCGAGUCGACGAGAGUAUUGCGCACAGGAGACAGAGCACCAUCGACCCUUACAAUCAAUUUAUCUCGGAGGAUGAACAGAUUGAUAGUAAGGUUCAAGCAUGGAAGAGUAAAAAACGGAUCUCAACCACAAAGUUGCUGUUUCAGUUAAUCAACAGCUUGCCAAACAAAAUUGUAUUUGGAAUAGGUAUCGUAUCGGCUGUACUGAAUGCCAUAACUAAUCCACUUUUCUCAUUCGCAUUCUCCAAUUUGCUAAAUGGAAUUAUAUAUCAGAAGCAGAUGGGAACAUCAGAUUAUAGUCUCACCAGGUGGACUGUGAUAGUGAUAGCAAUAGCCAUAGGCGACGGCAUUACCACAUAUGGCCGAACAGCAUUAGAUAUUGCCUCAGAAACAUGGCUUAGACACGCAAGAGUUAGAUCUCUGAGAAACAUACUGGACCGUGAACUUCUAGAUCUCAAUACAGACACAGAAUCAUCUUUGACUUCGCUUUUAAUGAACGAUUCUGAAUCUGUCAGAUUAUUAGUGUCCCGAUUCACAAGUGGAGUGAUCAGCUGUGUCAUUUUAGGAGUAUUUGCCAUUGUAUGGUCAAUGAUUUCUGGUUGGCAACUAAGUCUAGUAGGUCUAUCGUUCAUUCCAUGCUUCUACUUCUCCUCGGCUUGGUAUAAAUCUAUUGUCACCAAGUGGGAAGCACUCUACCGAGAAGAGACCACUUCGGUGAUUGGCCUCAUAGACGAAGUUGUUGCGGGGAUCAAAUCCGUAAAAUUACUUGCCUUGGAAAACUAUUUCAAAAAGGAAGUUGAUAAAAGGGAGAUGACUCUGAAUGCUAUUGCUUUCAGAAGGGCGAUAUUCAUAGGCCUUGGUUUUGGAGUUAAUCAGAUAUUCAUGUACAUUACCCAAGCAAUCAUUUUAUACUAUGGCAUGACACUGAUAUCUGAUGGAAAGUACUCUGUUCAACAGGCUAUGAUGGUAUUUACUUUGCUCAUAUUUUCCUUAGUAACUUUGGAACAGACCGUAGGCACAAUACCUAUUCUCAGUAACGGAUUCGAAACUUGUCGGGAGAUUCUAGAUUUGAUGAAGAGAUCACCUUCUAUGGAAAAAGCCAAAGCACAUUAUGAUAUCACUAAAGGAAGUAUCAAGUUUGAGAAUGUCGGAUUUUGGUAUUCUUCAACUACCUCAACAGAGGAUAGUGAGUUGGAGGGUAGUGGAACUAGUCCAGUGUUGCUUAACUUCAAUCUCGAAGUCAAUUCCAACGAAGUGGUGGCGAUUACUGGUCGCUCUGGUUGUGGAAAAUCGACUCUUGCAAGACUAGUCACUAAACUCUACUCUCCACAACGAGGUACUAUUAGUGUCGACGGGAACGACAUAAGUGAUCUUAGCACUAGAUCUCUACGAAAGAAGAUCGCAAUAGUCAGCCAGAUGCCGCUUUCAUUUUUCGAAGGUACUAUCGCUGACAAUCUUAGAUACGGAAUGAAAGAUGAUCGAACAACGCCAGAACGACAGCAAAUGGAUUUGAUGCGACAAGCUUGCCGAGAAUCAGGACUGGACGAGUUCAUCAUGUCUCUCGAAGAAGGGUACGAGACAAAAAUGGGCAGCUCGAGUAGUUCGGGCUCGUUGCUAUCCGGUGGACAGCUUCAAAGAUUGGGCAUCGCUCGGGCAUUACUAAGAAGCCCUAAAAUUCUCAUUCUGGAUGAAUGUACAUCAGCUCUAGACGCAGAGUCUAUAGAUAUCAUUAAGCAGAUGAUCAAGUAUCAUCGAACUGUACGAGAUAUGACCAUAAUCAUCAUAACCCAUCAAGAAGAGAUGACUGACGGGGUGGAUAGAGUCAUUAAGAUGUAG